CACUGGGAUUUGACACAGCAACUAAGUUUGGAUGAAGUCAACGUGACCGAGAGAAAUUUUGUGAUGGGUUCUCGGACGUCAUUGUUUAACACAGAGGUAUAAAAGCCGGCUGGUCACUGUUUGACUUUUGAGUCGAUUACUGAGGGAGAAAUGGACAUCAAGAGCCGAAACAUUUAUACAAUGACAACUACACUUGCGUUUAUCAUCCUCAUCGCGUGCCCAAUCGCAUCCAGAGGGGCGAAAUGGACAUACAGUGGACCUGAUGGAGAACCCAACUGGCGCACAAACUACCCAUACUGUGGAGGAACAUUUCAGUCACCCAUUGAUAUCCAAACACAGCUGCUAAGAUACGAUCCACAACUAUCACCCAUCCAGGUCCAAAACUACAACCUGUCUGCCAACGAACAGCUUACUCUUCACAACAACGGACAUUCUGUGAAGAUAUCUUUGCCGUCUCACAUGUACAUUUCCAGCUUACCUAACAGAUACUCAGCAGCUCAACUUCACUUCCAUUGGGGCUCAUCCAGUCUGCUUACUGGUUCUGAACACACUGUUAAUGGGAAACAGUUUGCGGCAGAGAUGCAUGUUGUGCAUUUCAAUUCUGAUAAGUUCCCCAACAUCUCCAUGGCAGUGGACAAAAAAGAUGGAUUGGCCGUGCUGGGAGUUUUAAUUGAGAUUGGAGAGUUCAACCCUUGUUUUGACAAAUUCUUAAAAUACAUUGAAGGGAUAAAGUACAAGGAUCAGAAAAUACAGGUUCCUGCCUUUAACGUCCGUGAGCUGUUACCAGACACUCUGAAUGAAUAUUACCGCUAUGAUGGUUCGCUGACAACGCCACCCUGCUUUCCUAGUGUGCUAUGGACGGUGUUUAGGAAACCUGUGACCAUUUCACACGAACAGUUUUUGGCACUGGCCACAUCUCUUUAUGCCUCCUCUGCUAAAGAUUCUGCUCCCGUGCCUCUCUACGGAAACUACCGGAUGCCUCAACAAACAGACAACCGAGUGGUCCUGGUCUCCUUUAGGGAUGGACUGCGUGGUAUUUUUUCAGUGUCAUCCCCCUUUGAGAGAAGACAAGUCGUCCAGAAGCUUCUGGCGGGUGAUCUUGCCGACCUGGCUGAUGAGGGACUCUACCAACUUCUGCCAAAGCCCCAACCUGGAUUAAACAGCAAGUUGAAAACCACCAAAAGAUGGGGUCUUCAUAACCAAGCCAACAAAGUCCAGGGCAACACCGGUCACAUACGGAAGAACUUGCUUAGACACGGUUAUAAAGAUCUAUGCUUUAAAACCCUAGAGAAUGAUGUGUUACAUCAGAUGCAGAGACAUAAUGCAAACGCUCAGAUGGUCGAGGCUUUGAGAGACGUCGUGUUCCCGGAGUUAAACCUCAGGAGUUAUUUGGAUUGCAAAUCUGAACUGGACCUCCAGACUAUAAGGCAACUCGUACAGGGAAGAUCUACGGAUGAGGCAGCUGAGCUCGAACAAUCGCUGACCAAAGCCAUGCGGAGACAGAUGAGGAGGCAUAGACAUCCGAACCCGAAAGCCAUUACGGGGCAUCCUCGAGCUACGUUCCUGAAGGACUUCAGCUUGUCCUCUGCCAACCACAAACCUCAGCAUGUUGAAUGGGAGGAUUAAAGCCUCAAACAUCCCUGGAAGCUUCGAUUUCCGCUGUAGUCAGCCACGCACACUUAGGAUUUAGUCAGCUCGGCUCCUAGGGCUCCAGCAUAACGUUUGACUAAUAUGAAUUGAGUUUGACGGGACUCCUCCGAGACUUACUAGUUUUGCUUUUGUUGUUCUUUGAUGCAGAUAGGCAACAUUGCGGCUACGACUUGGUCAAACAGAUGUUUGUUUUGUAGUUACUUCUUAGUUACUUUGAACCGGGUUGUGCGCUAGACACAACAUUUGGCAGACGUAAACGUUGAGAAACCACACAAUAGACUUUUUACGUAGCUUCAACAUACGAUUUAUCUGAAAGCUGGUCUUUUUGUGUGAUGACACUGCUUCAAAGUUUAGGGCUUAUUUUUAUAUUUUAUUAGGGAAAGCUAAGCUGUAUGUCACAGUAAAUGUUUUCUUUUGUCAGGAGUGGUUAAAGGAACAGUAUGUAGGAUUGUGGCCAAAACUGGUAUUGCAAUAACAAAACUUGUGGCUAAAACUGGUACUGCAAUCACACAACUGGUGGCCAAUCCACAAAAUGACAACAUAAACAUCAGUUGAGGGCUGCAACUCCACUUUUUAAAUGACAAUAUCCUGGCCGGACCACUGUUGUUCGUGAUAUAAGUAUUUGAAAUGAAAAUAGUGACAUAUCAGGGGCAUUUUAUGAUUAAUUGAUAUACAUUUCUUACAUACUGUUCCUUUAAGAGUCAUGCGAGAAUUAAAAGGCACAACGUUUGUAGUGUGAUCUCAAAACAGAAAGUCUUUUUGUAGACUUUUCCUAUAUAUACAUUAUAUUAUACACAUGUGCUUUUGUUAAAUGUCUAGACUGCGCAUUGUAAAAUAAAAUCAUAACUUACUGUAAAUGGCAAACAAUUGUAUCUUUCACUAGUAACCAGUGACGGCCAGUGACUUCUCUUGUGAGGGGCGUAAAUUCAAAAUAUGUGUUUGGUGCGUCAUAUGAACCUAUGUGCAUCAUGCAUCAUGUCAAAAUAUGGGAAGGUUUAUGAUAAAACACUAACUUAACUUAUCUGGCAACGUGAGUGUCUCUUUUAUCAAAAACCCCUUCGAAGCGUCUGAAGCAGGCAGGUAUUUUGACAUGACGCGUAAUGCACAUAGGUUCACAUGACACGCCGAACACAUAUUUUGACAUGACGGGCUAA
Molecule: messenger RNA, 2804 nt
Organism: Misgurnus anguillicaudatus (oriental weatherfish)
Lineage: Eukaryota; Metazoa; Chordata; Actinopteri; Cypriniformes; Cobitidae
Gene: ca12
Product: carbonic anhydrase XII
Cellular component (GO): plasma membrane
Molecular function (GO): carbonate dehydratase activity; zinc ion binding
Source: RefSeq, a predicted model, not a curated record